AGUCGGCGAUCUCCUGCAGUUUUCGGCCGGGAGGUUUUUCGCCCGUCGCCCAUCUCUUCUCCCGGGCUGGCCAGAGAGGCAGACGCGCGUUUCUUUCGCCCCGAGCGGAAUUCAGAGGAUCCGAUCAAAGCAAGUUUUCCCUUCCUUUGCAGAGGUCUAUAGAAUACUGCUGAAGAGGAUUGUUUGAAUACUUGGAAGGGUAUUGUUUGUGCACCUCUCAUUUCCACCAGGCAGAAAAUGGCUAAGAGUCCUACCGUUCCUUGGCUCAUGACACCAUCCCUCCUCCUCUUCCUGACUCAUGGCAUCCACUGUUUCUUCUUGCCCAAUGCCACCCAUUUGGAAAACAUCCUUAAUCGAUACCAAGAUGAGCAACCGCACUCAAGGGCCAAGAGAUCAAUUUCCAAAAAUGACCAAGACGAAAUCCUGAUGCUUCAUAAUAAAUUGAGAGGGGAAGUCUACCCUUCAGCAUCCAACAUGGAAUACAUGAGAUGGGAUGAAGAACUGGAGAGAUCUGCUGAAUCUUGGGCUCACCAAUGCAUCUGGGACCAUGGGCCUGCCAGCCUCCUCCCAUCCAUCGGCCAGAAUUUGGCUGUUCACUGGGGAAGGUAUCGUUCUCCGAGUUUCCACGUCCAGUCUUGGUACGACGAAGUAAAAGAUUACACCUACCCUUAUCCCCAUGAAUGCAACCCUUGGUGUCCCGACAGAUGUACAGGACCCAUGUGCACACAUUACACACAGGUGGUCUGGGCUACAACCAACAAAAUUGGCUGUGCCAUUAAUGUCUGCAAGAGGAUGGACGUGUGGGGAGAAGUGUGGGAAAAUGCGGUGUAUUUGGUCUGCAACUAUUCUCCCAAAGGCAACUGGAUUGGGGAAGCCCCCUAUAAAAAUGGAAGAUCCUGUUCUGAAUGCCCACCGAGCUAUGGAGGAGGGUGUCGGGCUAACCUCUGUUAUAAAGAGAAAGUAGUCGAAAAACCUGAGACGGAUCGGACAAAUGAAGUGGAGUUACAAAAGGUUCCUGACAAAACGCAGCCCAAACCGGUAAAACCUACAAAGGAAAAGAAACCGACGGAGCUGACCUACAUGACUCAAGUGAUCAAAUGUGACACCAAAAUGAGGGACUCAUGUCGAGGAUCCACAUGUAACAGGUAUCUGUGCCCAGCUGGUUGCUUGAACAGUAAGGCGAGAGUAUUUGGAUUCCCCAAAUAUGAAAGUGCAUCCAGCAUAUGUCGAGCAGCUAUUCAUUCCGGAGUAUUAGAUAACAGAGGAGGCCUAGUAGAUAUUACUAGGAAAGGAAGAUCAGACUUCUUCGUAAAGUCUGUAAGAAACGGAGUUCAGACACUCAGCAAAUACAAACCUUCCAACGGUUUUGCUGUGUCGAAGGUGACAGUGCAGACUCUGGAUUGUUACACCACAGUAGAGGAACUGUGUCCAUUCAAGAAGCCAACUACUCAUUGCCCAAGGUCUUACUGCCCAGCUUACUGCAAAAAUGAGCCAAACCACUGGGCUACAGUAUACGGCACAAACAUAUAUGCAGAUAAUUCCAGCAUCUGCAAAGCUGCCGUUCACGCGGGAGUCAUCGGAGACAGUUCUGGUGGUUACGUUGACGUGAUGCCGGUCGAUAAGAAGAAAGUCUACAGCGGAUCCUUGAGGAACGGGAUCCGAUCUGAAAGCUUAAAGGCUCCCAGGGAAGGAAAAGCUUUCCGAAUCUUUGCUGUGAGGCAAUAAUUUCCCCAAAGACAGCAAGACUCUUUGUGGAGAGAGACUGCAGCCUUGUGUGUCUCUCCUUGGUGAGAGAUGUUUGCCCCACCUUGGACCGCGACGAAGCCUUCAAAAUCCAUCUUCUUUUGGAGGGAAAAAAAAAAAAGACGGCAGCAGGACUCGGAACUUUCUGUGUCUCGACAACAUCUGCUCAAUGUUUUAUUUUCGGACUGUUGUUGUUCCACUUCCAAAUGUUUUGAACCUUCAAGAAGAAGGAAAAUGGUUCGAGUUUAGGAAAGAAGGUGGUUGAAAAACUGGCUUGCCCCACCCUGUUCAUACAAACAAUUUUGCCCCCCAAAUAUUAGAACCCCAUUGGGAUUCUCGUAAAAUACUACUUCCAGGAGGUGAAUGUUUAUGUGAUCAGGAGGCUUUGGUUGAGAACAUAGAAAGCAUUUAGGUCACCCCAAAGGCUAAAUUUUUGAAAGAGUGGGUCAAAGUCAAGAAUGUAUCUGCAACCCAAGUCACCUUGUGAUAGAUAUCUUGAAUGGUGGGGUGAUUUAGGAAAGGUUUAGACCACACUAAACAAGUAACAUAGGUUUCUUUUGAUGGAGACUGGGAAAGAGGUAUUGCAUUUCCAGAAAAAGACUCUGUUUUUGCAAAAGAAUGGAAAGCUUGCUAAUGCUCUCAAAAGAAAACUUAAAUGGAAUAAAUAGGUUUGCUGGCCAAACAAUUGCAGGAAGUUAGGAAAACGGGGUUCAUAUCACCAAAUUCAAUGCUUGGGACCCCUGUCUUGGCACAUUCUGAAUCAGAGGUGGGUAUCAGCAAGUUCUGACCAGUUCUGGAGAACCGGUAGCAGAAAUUUUGAGUAGUUCGGAGAACCGGUAGUAAAAAUUCUGACUGGCCCCUGCCCCCAUCUAUUCUCUGCCUCCCAGCUGAUCGGGAGGAAAUGGGGAUUUUGCAGUAUCCUUCCCCUGGAGUGGGGUGAGAAUGGAGAUUUUACAGUAUCCUUCCCCUGCCACGCCCAUCAAGGCACCCCCACCAAGCCACAGAACCGGUAGUAAAAAAAUUUGAAACCCACCACUGAUUCUGAUUCAUUGCAUGUUAGUUAGCAUUGUUUUAUUUACAGGUGAAUCCAACUUAUUUUAUUCAGCGGAGCUGUGCUAGCUUAGCUAAGCAAUGGUUGCAGAAAGUUUUAUUUUGUUUUAUUUAGUUUAUUUUGCUGGAAUUGACAAA
Ahaetulla prasina is the source of this 2931-nucleotide messenger RNA. It is a transcript of the gene CRISPLD2, whose product is annotated as cysteine rich secretory protein LCCL domain containing 2. NCBI's taxonomy places the organism in Eukaryota, Metazoa, Chordata, Lepidosauria, Squamata, Colubridae. The coding region runs from base 238 to 1725 and encodes 495 amino acids. The record is from RefSeq and is a predicted model, not a curated record. Gene Ontology annotation, cellular component: extracellular region. The transcript is spliced from 15 exons.